AUGGAUUCCGAUCAAGCCACUUCAACAAAAGCAAAGCUAGCAUCUGUUUCUUCGAGAGGAGGAAAACAACAAGCACGUUCAACAGAAAGACCUUGGCUAGGUGGCUUAUACUUUACCGAUAUCAUCUUUAUCGCAUUUACGUAUUCUGUUAACCUUUUGCGAACCCUUGGCUUGGCAGAAUUGGCAGAUGUUAUCUUCAAAGGCUUGGUGUAUGCAUUUACACGAUUACCGUUUGAAUUGUACAGGAGAUGGUCUUUGAUGAUUGACCAACUUUCACCGUUCCAUCAUCUGGUGAUCUUGUUGAGCAGAUUUGCGUGUGGAAACUUUCCUCAUCUUCUGCCGCGAGUCCUGUUUGCAGAAGAAACAAUCGGUCCAUUCGUCUAUUGGCGCACAGGAGGAGGCUCAAAUGCAAUGUCAAACAAUGCCCAAUCCAAAGAGGCAGAUGAGAAAUCAUUCCGUGCUUAUUUGUUAAGCAAAGAUGCAAGAUUACCGAUCGAAGUACAAAGAGCCAAUCUGGCAUCUAGACGAGCAACAACAUUACUUUAUUUGCACGGAGGUGGAUUCUCUUUGGGCAGUGUCGCAUUCUAUGCUGAAGCUCUUUUGAGACUCCGAGCAAAGAUUGCACUACUCGAAUCAGACGGUCCAGUAGAUGCAGAGAAUCCAGCAGCUGAAGCAAGAUGUGUUGCAGUCGAAUACGAUUUGAGCCCGGCAGCACGAUUCCCGCAACCUUUAUUGCAAUGUCUGCGUUGUUACGCUCAUCUGAUCGAAGUGGAAAAGAUUCAUCCAGAUAGCAUCUGUCUUUCGGGAGAUUCAGCUGGUGGCAAUUUGGCAAUGGCUAUGCUACUUUGUCUCGAUGGACAAAUGCGCGAUGAACCUCUUUUGGCAGAACGUGAUUGGAGUACAUUACCGAUGCCCGGAAAGGCUGUUUUGAUCAGUCCUUGGGUGGAUUUACCAAAUGCUUGGACAGAAGCAGUGGCCAAGUACGAUUGGGACUUUGUCGCGGGUGAAACUCUAUUGCACUUUGCACAAGUCUAUUCUGGAGUUUUGCCUUUGCCUAGGCGAGUGUAUGGACCAUUAGGAUUCAUGAACCCUUUCCGUGCUUUGUCUGCACUUUCGAGACCUUCUCGUAAGCUUGCUCGGGCUACUCAUGAGGCUUUGAAUGACCCACUAUUACCACGAUUACUAGGACUCAAUUUGAUCGGUACAGGUGUACAAAGUCAAAGUGAUACCGUUUCUCGAUAUGACUCCAUCACCGCUGCAACACGUACACGUCUUCACGCACGUCAAUUGCUCGACACACAUCCACUUUUGAGCCCUGCAAUUGGUGACUGGAGCAGAAUCAAGCUUAAGCAUGGUUGUUUGAUCACAUGGGGAGAACGUGAACGUAUGGCAGAAGAUAUUGAGUCAUGGGUAGAUUCAUUGGUCAAUCAAGCACAAGCAAUCGAGAAAGGUCCUGGUGGAGUACAUGCAUGGCCAUUUGUUUCCAUGUAUCUUGCCGGAUCGGAAGGAGAGCGUGAACGUGGAUUGGAUCUGAUGGCCAGAUUUGUU
This is a messenger RNA of Meira miltonrushii, 1548 nucleotides long. Its product is annotated as alpha/beta-hydrolase. Gene Ontology annotation, molecular function: hydrolase activity. NCBI's taxonomy places the organism in Eukaryota, Fungi, Basidiomycota, Exobasidiomycetes, Exobasidiales, Brachybasidiaceae. The transcript has 7 exons. The annotation marks the transcript as partial. The record is from RefSeq and is a predicted model, not a curated record.